CUGGAGUGGACUGUUUGUUGUGGGAAAUAUCCACCGUGGUGCUGAACCAGGGAUUCAUUUAACGGUACAAGGACACGGGCACUAACUAACUACACUACUACCACCAACAAGCAUGCGGCACGUUUCGAGCGGUGUCAGAUAAAAGAGAAGAAGGAGGAAGAAGAGGAGGAAGAGGAGAUAUUCUCGUCCAGCCGAGCAGAGAGCAGAGAGCCGACCGACAGCGCGGAGUUGUCGCGAUGUUGUAGCUAAACCAUGGACAGCAGAAUAAAGGAGUAUCCAGACAGAACAUUUGAUCUGGUUGUACAGGUGGCAUGUCCAACAUCUGAAAAUGAGGAUCCAACCGUGCUGUGGAGCUUCCCCCAGGACCACACCGACCAGGAGGUCCUUCAGACGAUACCAAAGUUCUGCUUUCCCUUUGACGUGGAAAGGGUUUCCCAGAAUCAGGUGGGGCAGAAUUUCACCUUUGUGCUGACGGACAUCGACAGCAAACAGAGGUUUGGUUUCUGUCGACUCACUCAAGGCUGCCGGGUCUGCAUAUGUCUGCUCAGUUAUCUACCAUGGUUUGAAAUCUACUACAAGCUGCUAAACACUCUGGCAGACUACCUUACAAAACAACAGGAAAAUGACUUGAAUGACAUGCUGAAUUCUCUCUAUGAUCUGCCUGUGCCAAAGCCCUUCACGCCAGUCAACCUGAGUGUGAAUGAGCAGUUGUAUAUUGCCACUGGGCAAGUACUGAGAGAUCGGCGAAGCAAGGAGCCGCACUCCUACUUCAUCGCCCCGGAUAUCAAUGGACUGCCAACUAUCCCUGAGAGCAGGAACCUGACAGAGUACUUUGUGGCUGUGGACGUCAACAACAUGCUCCAGCUCUACGCCAGUAUGCUGCACGAACGGCGCAUCAUCAUUACCUCAAGCAAGCUUAGCACUUUAACUGCAUGUGUCCAUGGUGCGGCUGCUCUGCUCUUUCCUAUGUACUGGCAGCACAUCUUCAUCCCUGUGCUGCCCCCGCAUCUUCUGGACUACUGCUGUGCCCCCAUGCCAUACUUUGUGGGAGUUCAUCUUAGUCUGCUGGAGAGAGUACGCAGCCGAUCACUGGAGGAUGUGGUCAUUCUGAACGUGGACACCAACACCCUGGAGAGCCCCUUUGAUGACCUCCACAACCUGCCCAGUGACGUGGUGUCUUCUCUGAAAGGCAAGCUGAAGAAGCAGUCGACAGCGACGGGAAGUGGUGUGGCGAGGGCCUUCCUUAGAGCGCAGGCCGCUCUGUUUGGAUCCUACCGAGAUGCCCUCAGAUAUAAACCUGGGGAGCCGAUCACAUUCUGCGAGGAGAGCUUUGUGAACCAUCGAUCGAGCACCAUGAGGAGCUUCCUGUCCAUGGCAGCCAACCUGCAGCUCUUCAAACAGUUCAUCGACGGACGGCUGGCUAAAUUGAACGCAGGCCGUGGCUUCUCCGACGUGUUUGAAGAGGAGAUCACAGAGGGGGGCUUCUGUGGAAGUAAUUCAAGGUCUUACCAGCAAUGGAUGCACACUGUGAAGAGAGGAGGAGCACUCAUCAACACAGCUGUGACUAAAGCCAAGAGUCAUGCCAAGAGGGGCAUCCGGGACUUUAAGGGCAGACUUAAAGCAAAGGAAGAAGAAGAAGAGGGGAUGAUGGUCUGUGCGGGGUCUCCCACCAGCACCAAGAGCCUGUCUCCAAGGAGACUGCAGAAGAUGAGACGGCAAAACUUCAACAAGUAUCCCAUGAGCAUGGGCCCUCGAGAUCUUGGCUACGGGCUCGACGAUGAUGAGCUGGACAGUGCGAGCAAGAUCUCCUCAGAGGACAGCGGAGACGUCCCUUCGUACAUCGGGGACAGCGACGACUCCUACUCGCUAGAACUCGACAUGGACGCCUCCCGCUCGGGCCAGAUGAACCUGCUAGAGGAAAUCCUGGACUCUCUGAACACCACGACGGUGGAGCAAGGAAAACUCAGCGCCGCCAAGAGCCUGGACUUCUUCAGGUCCAUGGAGGAUUUAGACUACAAGGCCCCGAGCAAGCCCUCACCUUCCAGCGAAUCCAAACCUGCAGGUGAGAGUGGCUGUGGUGGAGACGGGGAUCAGGGCGGCUGGAAUAUGGGCCAGGAUGACAGCGCGGUCCACGGAAAACACCUCCCCCCGUCCCCACGCAGACAGCCCAACAAGGUCAGCCUGAAGGUGUCAAAGAAACCUGCGCCAGCUCCCGCAGUGCCCGUCAUCAUAGCCCCGGAGGCUGACACCUCCACGUCAUAUCCUCCUCAACUCAACUCUGACCUUCACCCUCUACCUCCAGGGCGACAACCAGGAGACCGCCGCUCCUACUCACCCAUAAUGUCCCAUAGAGUUAAACCUAUGCCGCCCUCUCCCACUCUCUUUCACACCUAUAGUUCUCCAGCAUCUGUUUCUCACCCAAACUAUUCUCCCGUACCAGCCAGCCGGCCUCGGACCAUCUCAGACCCCCAAGGCAACUUGGAGCCCCCGGACUGCCUCUACCAGAACCAGACUGCCUCCACCAGCAUCCUGAGGAGGAAGGUGCUGUCCAAGGAGACAGUGAGGCACUACCAGGAGAAGGCCAUCCAGAGGAAGGGCAGCAGGGCCCAGCAGGAGGGUCAGGAGAGCCCGACGAGUCAAAGCCACUCAGCUAUGCAGGUCCCGUGGGAGAAAGAGGUGUCCAAGGAGGGGCUCCUGGGGCUCAGCCUGUGCCUGGGUCAGGGUAAAGGCUCGGGGGCGUCUGUGGUACAGGAUCAAGGCCUCCUCGAGGAGAUUGAGUCCAUGUGUUGCCUCGGCUCAGUCCUCCACACCAGCCUGCAGCUGUCACAGGUUCACUGCAACAACAGUCACCACCAGGUCCAGAGCAACGCCGCAGACGAGUCGUAGGGACGUCUGUAAAAAUGCCAUAUAGGUUCUACUGUCAUUCCUCUAUUACAACUAGCCACAGUCUCAGAGAUCUUUUUUAUCUCAACACUCUGCUAUCAGGAAACAUUAUGAACAAAUUUGAUGUCGUACAGGCAAACGGAGAGUCACAGCCUCUAGAGCAGCAAACAGGAAGAGAUGAAGCGCUGCACUGCACAACUCUCCAUCUUUAAAGACAUUAUGUGUCAAAAUAGAGCCCUGAAAACCUUAUCUUCUUAAAACAAGUGAAAAAUCUGCCAGUGUAGUAAGAAUAUUUUAACCUGUUUCCAAUAAAUCAAUCA
Molecule: messenger RNA, 3203 nt
Organism: Sebastes umbrosus (honeycomb rockfish)
Lineage: Eukaryota; Metazoa; Chordata; Actinopteri; Perciformes; Sebastidae
Gene: dennd1b
Product: DENN/MADD domain containing 1B
Exons: 23
Coding region: 253-2886 (877 amino acids)
Biological process (GO): endocytosis; endocytic recycling
Cellular component (GO): nuclear speck; intracellular membrane-bounded organelle; cytosol
Molecular function (GO): phosphatidylinositol phosphate binding; guanyl-nucleotide exchange factor activity
Source: RefSeq, a predicted model, not a curated record